Acanthopagrus latus (yellowfin seabream) is the source of this 2377-nucleotide messenger RNA. RefSeq names its product purine-rich element binding protein G (gene purg). The transcript has a single exon. Bases 1251 to 2279 code for a protein of 342 amino acids. The record is from RefSeq and is a predicted model, not a curated record. Gene Ontology annotation, biological process: regulation of transcription by RNA polymerase II. Gene Ontology annotation, cellular component: nucleus. Gene Ontology annotation, molecular function: RNA polymerase II transcription regulatory region sequence-specific DNA binding; DNA-binding transcription factor activity, RNA polymerase II-specific; purine-rich negative regulatory element binding. Lineage: Eukaryota; Metazoa; Chordata; Actinopteri; Spariformes; Sparidae.
UAACUGCAUGUGCCACAACAGCACCUGCUGUAAUUUUCUCCUGCUGCAAGCUAACCCUUUGCUAACUUUGUUUGAGUCCUUUGUGCCAAAUCUAUUUUUAGAAAAUGGAGUGUUGAUGAUGAGCUGAGGUCUCUCAAAGCCUGAGGAGAGAAGCUGCUCUGUAGUCUGGUGGUAUGGCAGUUUUGUUGACAUCUGGGAGCACAGUAAUGGGUGUACAGUGUGAACAGGAGAGGGCUGGGGGGCUCCGUAACUGCCAAUCUGAACUUGCUGGGGUCUGCUUGUGAGAAUGUCCAAUAACAUUUAGUCAAGGCCAGAGUGUUACGUUUUCUAAUCAGCUUCAUGCGUCGAAUUGUUCUCAAUGCUGAGCUGAAGUCACCAAACAGCAUCCUGAUGUAGCCGUUCUCAUUCUCCAGGUGUGUGAAGAUUACACAUGCACACUACACUGCUGCGUGUUGAACAGCUGGCAUUAUUGUGUCCUACAAGUAAACCAUCAUUUUGUGACUUAUCUUAUUGUGAUGAAGCAAUAGCCAGUGAGUAACUAUUGGGCUACAUUUUUGUGGUACAUUAUGUUCAGACUUACUUCAUUAUGAUUGUUUUCUUAGUCACACUUGUGAGACACUAAGUCAGAUGUUUAACCUGCUUAAUCAAAAUAAAUGUGCUUCUCCUAAAUUGUACCAUCUUGUUAUCAAGAAUUGGCUCAUUACUCAGAAGCUCAGGAGUGAACAUAUGGUUUGAAGCAUCAUUUCCCUCUAAAUGGAUUUCCCAGAUUCAGAAUAGCUGCAGAUAAGCUUGAUGCAGCUGUAGUGAGUGUGUAUCCUGUGUGAGAACUAGGCUACAGCAUCUACAGUCACUGUGCAAAUCGUGUCUCUUUAACUGAGGUAUUCUCAGGACGGGGAGGGGGGGGGAUGGGUUCAUCGGGUUCAUGUAGUAUUGGACGCCUCCUCCCAUCUCGGGUUAGCUGCUUUCCUUGCUCUCUCGACAAAAAGGUGGCUGUCGGUGAUGGAGAACGGCAUGGAAGUUGGUCGUGGAAAUGGCUAAAAUAGCUUGACUAUUAUUUGGGAUACAAAAACUCGAUCAGACGAUGACUCCAAACUAAGCUGACAUUUUUAGGUCAUUCGAGGCACCUCGCUAACUUGUUUGUAGCUCCAGCAAAUUGUCAGAAUAAGCCUGCUUUAUUCGCCUGUCAGUGUCCACUGGGAUGGGGGAUCGCUUUGUCCUGUGUCGUCUAAUAUCCUAGUGGAAUAUAAAUCAUGAUGGCUGAUGGAUGUUGCAGAGGGAUGGAGAGAGGCAGGGGUAAGAUUGCAUCAGAUUCUUUACAGAGGUCCGCAUAUACUCAGCAAUAUGUCCAGACGGGAUCACAGCAGCAGGGCAAUGACAUCCAGGAGUUAGCCUCCAAACGAGUCGACAUUCAGAAGAAACGCUUCUAUCUGGAUGUAAAGCAGAGUGUGCGCGGGCGCUUCCUCAAAAUAGCGGAGGUGUGGAUUGGAAGAGGCCGUCAUGAUAACAUCAGGAAGAGCAAACUGACGCUGUCCAUGUCGAUGGCUCCCGCUCUACGCUACUGUCUGGGAGACUUCAUAGAUUACUAUGCCCGUAUCGGGCUGCGGGGGGGCCUGGCGCCUCCGCAGCUCGAGGAGCACAGCAACAACGGCCAGGGCCGCGCGCACGACUCCCGCAGGAGAACGCAGGAGCCGCACGCUGCGCUGUCUCCCACAGGCUCUGCGGUGUCCGACGACCAUGCCCACCGCGUUCUCAAGAGCGAAUUUAUCGAGAGAGAUAACAGAAAGUACUUUCUGGACCUGAAGGAGAACCAGAGAGGCAGGUUCCUCCGCAUACGACAGACCGUCAGCAAAGGACACGGCACAAUGGGCUACUACGGCCAGGGCAUCGAGCAGACCAUCGUGCUGCCCGCGCAGGGGCUCAUCGAGUUCCGAGACGCGCUGUCACAGCUGAUUGAAGACUAUGGCGACGAAGAGAGCGACGCCCGAGAGCGAGCCGGGUCCAGGAACCAGGACGACAACCCCGAACUUCCAGAGGCCGCGUCAAUCCGGGUGGACAACAAGAGAUUUUACUUUGACGUCGGUUCUAACCGGUAUGGUAUCUUUUUAAAAAUUAGUGAAGUGCGCCAGCCCUAUAGAAACACCAUCACAGUUCCCCUUAAAGCCUGGGCUAGAUUUGGAGAGAAUUUCAUCAGGUAUGAGGAGGAGAUGCGACGGAUUUUCUCCUGUCACAAAGAGAAGAGGACAGACGCUCGGCAGGACAGUGAGGAGCAGGAGGACUGACCUUGGCAGUAGGCUGUUUCUGUCUGUCUUCUGCAUGUAUUAUAGGGAUUCUGUUCAAGAAUAAAAUGUCUAGACCAGACCACAACCCCUAAAUACUC